GCCAGUGCUGAACUUCAGUCAUCUUCAACUGCUGCAGCUUGUCUCUCUCUGUUCGUGCCGAGAUGUGGUGCCGUCGCCUCCAUUGCGCUCUCGCCCUCCUCACCAUCGCCCUGGCGGUACUGACCGUCGGCGCGGCGCCUACGGACAGCAGUUACCGCAGAAUGUUCCAGAGACUGGCCGCCGGCUCCAGGGUCAAAGCGGAUCUGGCCGAGUAUUCUCUGGCCCAACUGCUCGCCGAGCUGGCGAACGCCGAGAACCAAGCGCUGGAAACUGACGACGUUUCCCGAGCGGCGCAGGAGAACGAGGUGAGGAUGGAACUGGAGAGAUCCGUCAACCCUAACCUGGCCCAGAGAGAGCGCAAAGCCGGCUGCAAGAACUUCUUCUGGAAAACCUUCACAUCCUGUUAAUUCUCUGACAUCGCCGUUACUGGUCCAUUCGUGGCCCAUUACUGGUCUAAUACUAGCCCGUCACUGGUCUAUUACUAGCCCAUUCCUGGCCCAUGUUUGGCCCUUCACUGGCACACGUUCACCUGCUCGGUCUGAACCAAACAGGUGAACGUGGCGCAGUAGAUCUGUACAGAGAUAUUGUGACGGAUUUAUGUAACAGAGAUGUUCAUUUUUGACUUGUACCAGACCGAUCGGGCUUGUGAAUUGUGUAGAGCCGCGUUCGCGCAGCUCCAAGAGGCACUAUUUUUCAUUUAUAUGUUGCAAUAAAACUUAGGUUUGAAAGUGAAA
Messenger RNA from Amblyraja radiata (thorny skate), 734 nucleotides. It is a transcript of the gene sst1.1, whose product is annotated as somatostatin 1, tandem duplicate 1. Bases 63 to 407 code for a protein of 114 amino acids. Gene Ontology annotation, cellular component: extracellular region. Lineage: Eukaryota; Metazoa; Chordata; Chondrichthyes; Rajiformes; Rajidae. Gene Ontology annotation, biological process: regulation of cell migration. The record is from RefSeq and is a predicted model, not a curated record. Gene Ontology annotation, molecular function: hormone activity. The transcript has 2 exons.